Diatraea saccharalis (sugarcane borer) is the source of this 402-nucleotide messenger RNA. NCBI's taxonomy places the organism in Eukaryota, Metazoa, Arthropoda, Insecta, Lepidoptera, Crambidae. The record is from the annotation of a GenBank genome assembly.
AUGGCCCGACCCAUUCCAGACCUCGAUCUGAGGGAGAUAUCUAAACUACAUGAAGGAGACAUUAAACCAUCAGGCAGCAAAUCUUACAUAGACGCAGCUAUCGACAGCAUAUCAUCUAGCGGUUCUAGUAGGAGUCUUUUAUUUGGUACACUGUCUGGUUGGUUGGCUGGAGUGACGAUAAUAAGGGUAGGUAAAAUAGCUGCCUUCGGUUUAGGCGGGAGUAUAAUACUCUUACACUUUGCGAGUGAGUACGAGUAUAUUAAUGUGAACUGGGAACGUAUUCGGGAGUCGGUUCGCCACAGUCAGGCCUUGAUGGAGAAUGCCGUCAGGUUCGUGAAGAAGAACAGCUGCUAUACAGUCGGUUUCGUCGGCGGAUUCUUCUUUGGAAUAGCAUCUACAUGA